This is a messenger RNA of Leptomonas pyrrhocoris, 2321 nucleotides long. RefSeq lists its product as hypothetical. Bases 1065 to 2321 code for a protein of 418 amino acids. The transcript has a single exon. NCBI's taxonomy places the organism in Eukaryota, Euglenozoa, Kinetoplastea, Trypanosomatida, Trypanosomatidae. The record is from RefSeq and is a predicted model, not a curated record.
GAGGAUCAGGACCGUCAUUUUUGUUAUCUUGUUUUAUUGCCACCACCGAUCCAAGAACUGAUCAUCAUUUCGUGUCUGCUUCGUCUUUCAACCCCCAAACCCUCUCCUUUUUUUCUUUCUCCUUUCCUUCACGGCACGGACUGGAGGCUUUGUGUCUUCAACUAACAACCGACCCUUUUUCCUUUAGUCUCUUUUUUUUUCCUCUGUUUUCUUUAUCUCCCUGUUCCGGUUUUAUAUGUUGGAGUCGGUAAUCGUACCGUUUAGCGCUUCUUUGUUCUCUCUCUUUCUCUUGCCUAUAAACACGUUUACGAACGUUUCUCUCCUCUUCUUCUAACCACCUCGAUCGCAGUAAUAACAAAACAGCGAUCUUCUCCUUUGCUUUGCUCUCUUGGUACUGUACAAAUCGUCAAGCGUUCUCACCCCGAUUCUCUGCGUCAGUAUAGAUAUGUAUUAUUGACGUUAACUUUGGCUUUCCAAUUUUUCCUUUUUUUGGUAAGUCGUGCGAAUACCCACGACGAGGCUGUAAAAAAACCGAAAGGAGACGAUAGGGCAUUUUUUUGUGUUGUCAAUCAACAGACAACUUUUUCCGGCUGCGAGUUUUUUCCGUUGCUGUGUAGAUAUAUAGGUUUUAAGUGACCGGCCUAUUGGACAGCAAAGAGGCGUUUGUUACGGCUUGCGCUGUCAAGCUCACCGCGAUUGUCCAGGUAUUCGCAAAACCAGCGGACAAUCGCAGAAUUGUUUUCAGCGAAUGUGGGUGGGAAGGUGCAAUCUGCAUCGUUAAGUUCGUUUUUUUUUUCUUCUGUAUAACUUUGUGUCGAGCCUUCUUGUUCUCUGUUUAUCCUCUUUGUUUUUGGUGGUUCGUGCUCAGUUGUUGUGUGGCAGCGAGCUGCACCUUUGCGUGUACUGUGACAACAAGUGCGCAGGCAGGCAAGUAGAAAGGCAGAACGCAGUAGGAAGGAAAUAAAGAACGAACGCCAUCGGCAACCGCACAUCUCUGUUUGUGCGACUUCUUUUUCUGUUUGUUUUUGCUUCGCUUCUCGUUUUUAUUAUUUUGUUUUCUGAGGAUGAAGUCGCUCACGACGCCUCGCACGGAUGCCUUGGCGGUGGUGCACGACAUGUCCAUCGACGAGCUGCGGCGCGAGUACGUCUCGCUCAAAAGCGCUGGGUACUCGCUCAGUGUCGAAGAAAUCCACUUGCAGGACAAGAUUGAAGUGCUGCGGGAGGAGUCGGUGCGGGCCGAGCUGAACGCGGAGAUGAAAGAGGAGCAGAUGUCGAACCAACUCUUCCGUCGCCUCGACGGGGCAGAGAAGGAGGUGCAGCACUACAAGGCGAUGCUGCGGGAGGAGGAGAGCGAGGCGGAGGCCCUCACAUCGCGCAUUAAAAAGAUGCGCAACGAAAAGAACGAAGUCGAGAACGUGUUGGAGGAGCGGCAGGAGUACUUGCUGAUGAACCUGCAGCGCAAGCUCCUGGAGACGGCGCGAAAGAAGACCUCCGUCGAGCAGGAGCUUAUGCAAGAGCAGCAACGCUAUUUGGAAGUGCUGGUGACGAAGCUAGACGCCUUACGCGGUCGCAGCACAGCAGGCAACGCCGACGCCUCGAGUAGCGUGCGUCCGCCUUCUGCUGCCCCAGCGAGUGUGUUGUCGUUGUCGGGCACCGCCAGCACUGCAGCACCAGCAGUGCAGCCCGUCUCCUCCCUGACAAAGGAGAGUCCCACCGAGGCUGCUACGCCAGAGAAGGCGUCACGCGAUGAUGCAACCCCACCAGUUCCCGUGGCGCACCGAGCUUCCUUCUCCUUUAACAAAGGACCAGCGAAGGAUGCCUCACUUUCCGGCACGCCACACUUGAUGGCCACCACACCCAGUGCGCGCGCGAGUCUCUCCGGCACUCCACGAUCGAGCGAGUCGACCCCGCUGUCCUCGCACCCGUCCGAAACUCAUCAAGCCGUCGUCAGCCUCGAGCGGAAGCUGAAUCAGCUGCUGCUCGAGCAGGCGAGCGCCAUGCAGCGCACUUCGGCAACGGAGAAGGAGUGCGCAGAGCUGGGGGCGAAGCUGCGAUCGGUGCAGGAGGCGACAUUCCUUGUCCGCGCCCGCGCCGCCAAACUGAAGGAGGAGCUGAAGGAAGCACGCGCACGGCUUGCCGAAGCGAAUUGCAACGCGGCCAUCACGACCGCCGUUAGCAACACCUCUUUCGACGACAGCUUGUCGAGCGGCGCCAACCUGCGCUCUGUGGACCCGAGUGUUUCCAUGUCGAUGAGCAACCUUUCGCUGCGUGAGCGUACGCGUGAGCUGCUCUCAUCGAUUCCGCCGCCGCCGAUGAACUAG